AAGUAGGGACUCCAAAAACAGCCCUCCCUACACUCAUAUAAAGCGCAAAGCUUAUACAAUCUGUCUGCAGAGAGCUCCUGGAACAUACGACCCAGAAAAACCUUAACCCCGACCGAACCCCAUCUCUCUCUUUUUUUCUUCUGACUUCCUGCACGAAACUCGGCCGGCUGGCGAUGGCGUCGCGGGCGCCGUCGGAGGCGUGGAGGGACGAGAAGCAUUUCCGCUUCUUGAACUCGGUGGAGGCUUCCUUCGUGCGCACUGUCUUCGGAAACAAGAACGCCGACGGCAGCGGCGGCAGCGACGACGGCGGUCUCCGCCUUGAUCGGUAUCUUCCCGACAGCUCCGAGUCCACCCAGGAUUUGCAGUCCCAAAGGAGGAAGAAGACCGCAACCUCGUCAUCGUCAUCGUCUUCAGACGGGAUGGGGCCAGGUCGAGGGCGAGAUCGGACGGUAGGCAGGACAGGAGAUCGAGGAAGGUUUCAUCGCAAUCGAAGAAAAAUUCCUCUCACGAUCAGGUGGUCCCACAGCUUGCUGAUAUCAAAGGUUGAGAGGGGACCCAUCAAGUGCAAUGCCCCGUUCUGGAGGCGACACGUGGCACCUUCCAACCAAUGAGAUUUGGGAUGAAAUUCUAAUUUUCCGAAUUUAAGGGUUUGUUUCUUAGAUUUGGUUGAAGUGCAUGUGAAUGGUUUAGCAAGUAAUUUGGAGGGAAUAGUGAGUUUAUUAUUUAGCGGGUGGGCUUGACAACGUAUGAUAUUUAAAAAAUAAUUUUUUUCUUUUCACCAAACCGUGUAGUAAUGGGCAUUAUUGGAAUGUUUUGAUGACAUAUAUGAUCAUAAGAUUUGACUUUCUACUG
This is a messenger RNA of Eucalyptus grandis, 852 nucleotides long. RefSeq lists its product as uncharacterized. Lineage: Eukaryota; Viridiplantae; Streptophyta; Magnoliopsida; Myrtales; Myrtaceae. The record is from RefSeq and is a predicted model, not a curated record. Bases 174 to 611 code for a protein of 145 amino acids. The transcript has 3 exons.